AUGCUGAAGAGCCUCCGGAACCGAGUAAAGCGCGACAACGAACCGCGUGUGCUGAUAGUGGGCCUCGACAACGCCGGCAAGACGACACUGCUCAACACGCUGGGUGAGGCCGAUGAGCCGGUGGAGCGGUGCGCGCCGGCCGCACCGGAUGGGCCGACGCAAGGCUUCAACAUCAAGACGCUCUCGCGCAAUGGGAAACGGGCAAAGUUGUGCGACCUCGGCGGGCAGCGGGCGCUGCGCGAGUACUGGCAGGACUACUACAACAACACGGACUGCAUUAUGUACGUUGUAGACUCCUCCGACCACCGCCGCCUCGAAGAGUCACAUGCAGCCUUUGUCGAUGUGCUGAAUGGCGUCCCCAACGUGCCAGUGUUGGUAUUUGCGAACAAGCAGGACCUCGCAACGGCGAAGGAUGCGCAGGUUGUCGCGGAGUCCCUUCACCUGCAGGAGUUCCGUGAUCGCAAGUGGCAUAUUCAGGGAUGCAGCGCUAAGUCUGGUGCGGGUCUUGAGGAGGGUGUCGCGUGGAUCUUUAGUUCGUGUACCUCCUGA
Messenger RNA from Trypanosoma grayi, 549 nucleotides. Its product is annotated as putative ADP-ribosylation factor-like protein. NCBI's taxonomy places the organism in Eukaryota, Euglenozoa, Kinetoplastea, Trypanosomatida, Trypanosomatidae. Gene Ontology annotation, cellular component: cytoplasm; microtubule cytoskeleton. The record is from RefSeq and is a predicted model, not a curated record. Bases 1 to 549 code for a protein of 182 amino acids. Gene Ontology annotation, molecular function: GTP binding; GTPase activity. Gene Ontology annotation, biological process: cilium assembly. The transcript has a single exon.